Messenger RNA from Durotheca rogersii, 2931 nucleotides. Its product is annotated as glycoside hydrolase family 92 protein. The record is from RefSeq and is a predicted model, not a curated record. Gene Ontology annotation, cellular component: cytosol; nucleus. Gene Ontology annotation, molecular function: carbohydrate binding; peptide-N4-(N-acetyl-beta-glucosaminyl)asparagine amidase activity. The coding region runs from base 205 to 2691 and encodes 828 amino acids. Gene Ontology annotation, biological process: carbohydrate metabolic process; protein quality control for misfolded or incompletely synthesized proteins; glycoprotein catabolic process. Lineage: Eukaryota; Fungi; Ascomycota; Sordariomycetes; Xylariales; Xylariaceae. The transcript is spliced from 5 exons.
UUCACCUGACAGCAAAGCCGAGGUGAGAAAACUAGCUGAGGUCGUCGGGCUGGCCGUGAAUCUGAUCGGGAAUAGGAUCCUUCUUCGGGUGUCGAUGGCUUUGGUGAGCACGAGCGUCAUCUGCCUUGCCAUCUGCAGUCGAUACCUGGAUUAGGUAGGCUCGGAGAGCACAGCUGUUAUCCAGGCUGUUGCUCUUGGUCCGCUAUGGCACCGUUCCUCACGAGCUUCCCGCGCCGCCGUCGGUUUCUCGUCGUCGUCCCGGUGCUGGCGCUGCUAGUCUGGGCUUUGCUCCCUUCUUCUCAUAGGUUCAAUCCUCCAAGCGCGUUUUUGGAUGCUUUCAAGGGCUCAUCAAGAAUAUCUAGCGACAAAAUUCUCCGUUAUGUCGACCCCCUCAUCGGAACCGUGAAUGGAGGCCACGUUUUCCCUGGUGCUACUCUGCCGUAUGGCAUGGCGAAAGCGGUGGCGGAUUCGAAUAACCGUGGAGAGGCCGCCGCCGGGUUCGUCUCAGACGACUCAGAGAUCCAAGGCUUCUCUCACCUACAUGAUUCAGGCACCGGCGGAAGUCCCUCGCUGGGAAACUUCCCUCUCUUCGUGCACCCGGGAUGCCCUGAGGACGACUUCGCCCAGUGCAAGUAUACCUACAUAGGUAGAGCCGUCCCGAGGGUCAAGGGAACUGCCACCGCGCGACCGGGCUACUUUGCCAUCGGCCUCAAGAACACUGUGUAUGCCGAGAUGACAGCUAGCGAGCAUACCACGCUCUAUAAAUUCAGCUUCUCGGAACAGGACGAGGUGGAAUAUCGCAAUGCCGUGAUGCCCAAUAGCCCCUUGAUACUUGUGGAUUUGGCCGACCUGAGUAACUCCCGGACCGGGGGCGAUAUUGAGGUGAACCCAACCACCGGCAGAAUAACGGGGAACGCCUCGUUUGCUCCCUCAUUCGGAACUGGAUCGUAUAAAGCGCAUUUCUGUGCGGAUUUUAGGGGGGCCGCGAUCCGGAAGACGGGGACGUUUUUGCAAUCCGACGCGACCGAAGAAUUUAAAGCGAUUGGCCAUUUGGGAAGCGAUUUCUACAUCCCAUCUGGUUCGGCAGGUGCUUGGGUUCACUUCGCCCGUCCGCCCAAAGGCCAGAUCAUGGCACGCGUUGGCCUCUCGUUCCUGUCCGUGGAGAAAGCCUGUAGAAACGCGGAAGCCGAGAUCCCCGACUUCGGCUUUCAGGAUGUGGUCAGGGCUAGUGAGAGCGCCUGGAAAGAGAAGCUGUCCGUCGUGGAACCUGAUUACUCGGGUAUGAACGAUGAGUUACUGACGACGUUUUGGUCUGGGCUCUACCGCGCGCUUAUCUCUCCGCAGGAUUAUACGGGAGAGAAUCAACUCUGGGAAUCGGACGAGCCGUACUACGACUCCUUCUAUUGCAUCUGGGAUUCGUUUCGGGCGCAGCACCCGCUGCUCACCAUUGUUGACCCUGCGGUUCAGACGCGCAUGGUACGCUCUCUGAUCGACACGUACAAACACGAAGGUAAGCUACCGGAUUGCCGCAUGAGCUUCAGCAAGGGUUACACGCAAGGAGGCUCCAACGCGGACGUAGUGCUCGCAGACGCUUUUAUCAAGAAUCUCACAGAUGGGAUCGAUUGGGAACUCGGUUACGAGGCCGUCGUCUCCGAUGCCGAGGUAGAACCAAACAACUGGUCUACAUCUGGGCGGGGCGGUCUCGUGAGCUGGCACGAGUUAGGUUAUAUUCCGUACGAUGAUACGGAUCGCAAUGGCACGGGCCCCAUGACCCGUGGCAUCUCUCGGACGGUCGAGUACGCAUACGACGACUUCGCUAUUGCGCUUAUGGCGCGAGGACUCGGCCACAAGGCCGAUGAAACCAAGUACCUACAGCGUAGCCGCAAUUGGAAGAACCUGUUCAACCCAGAUCAGGAAGACCGGUUCCGGGAUGAGGCCGGUGGUGUGCAAAAGACGCAGUUCAAGGGAUUCCUGCAGCCGCGCUUUCAGAACGGUACGUGGCGAUACCAGAACACGCGGCUCUGUAGCCCGAAUUACCAGCCACACAGCUGCUACUUCGACACACAGUACGACACGUACGAGGGCAGCCCCUGGCUCUACACCUUUUACGUGCCACAGGACAUGGCGGCGCUGGUGGAGGCUCUGGGUGGGCGGAGCGCCUUUGUCGAGCGCCUGGACUACUUCCACAGCUCGGGUAUCAACUAUAUGGGCAACGAGCCUAACUUCCUGCCCACAUUCCAGUUCCACUACGGUGGGCGCCCUGGUCGCAGCGCGUACUGGGUGCACCAGUACAUACCGGCGCAAUUCAACGCGAGCGUUAACGGGAUCCCGGGGAACGACGACUGCGCGAUGGGGGCCUUCACAGCAUUCGCCUUCAUGGGCUUCUACCCGGUCGCAGGCCAGGACGUGUACCUGCUGACGGCGCCGCUGUUUCGCGAGGUCAGCAUCCGUACGCCGAGCGGGAAGAUGGCGACGCUGCGCAACGUCGCCGGUUUCGACGCACCCGAGUAUAAGUCUAUCUACGUACAGAGUGCACGGCUCGAUGGCCGGCCGUACAACCGCAGCUGGAUCACGCACGAUUUCUUUCUGAACGGCGGAACGCUCGAGUUCGUUCUCGGGCCCGAGGAGAGCAACUGGGGCACACGUGAUGAGGACCUUCCCCCGAGCCUAUCGACGGGGAUGCUGGAUUAAGCUGGGGGGACGGAUGAGCGGACGAACGGGUGAUUGAACAGCUGAAUAAGUAUAUAUAUACCUAUAUCGUCGGGACGGACGGGGCCGGGCUAGACGGAUACACCAAGCGGAAAACUGAUCCGGGGGGACGUUACUGCUGAAUAGUAUCUUCUCACUGUAUCGUAUCAAGUAGACUUUUCAGAUGGGAAUUCCUUAUUAUUAUUAUUAACAGAAUUGAAGACAUCUUAACGACCGCCGUAA